GCGAUAUCGUCCUCGUAAUGCUGCAGUGCUCCAAAGCUUACUACGUAGACGCCAGGACGCCCAAUGUAUUGCGCGUCGACUUUGAACAACGUUUCAUUAAAUCCUCUUUUGAGCGUUGCUUCGACAACGGACUCGCAGUCCAUUUAAAAAAGAGUGAUCCGACUUGGGAGGUCCCCCCCCAAUCGCAACCGGAAACCUCGUCAACUUAUCGCCAUCUUCCCACUGAGAAAUCACCACAUCACUACACCACCAGCGCGCAGACUUACACCACGCCAACAACGAUGGCGCCGAGCAAACUCAACGUUCUCAUCACGAGUUUUGCGGGGUCCGGCCUUCCGCCGACUCUGUCCCUCGCUCUGCCGCCCACAACCCCCGUUUCCUCGCUUCUCGACGAGCUCGACAGCCGUCUCCCGCCAUCCGCCACCACCUCCAACACCCGCCUGCUCCUGACGACGCUCUCGGGCCGCUCCGUCCCGCUCAACUCCGCCCUUCCCAUCAGCCACUUCCUUCCCACCACCGCCGCCACCGCCGCCACCGCCGCCGCCCAAGAUGAGCACGGCUAUGGCCAGAUCCAGACCGACCUGCUCCCGCUCCGCCUGUCGGCCCCGCUCGUCGGCGGCAAGGGCGGCUUCGGCUCGCAGCUGCGCGCGGCCGGCGGGCGCAUGUCGAAGCGCAGGAAGGGCCCCAACGGGGCCGAGGAGAACGGCUCGUCGCGCAACCUCGACGGGCGGCGGCUGCGCACCGUGACCGAGGCCAAGGCGCUCGCCGAGUACCUGGCCAUCAAGCCGGAGAUGGACCGCCGCGAGAGGGAGAAGCGGCGCAAGCGGUGGGAGGAGAUCGUCGAGAUGACGGAGCGCCGCCAGGAGGAGAUCAAGUACGGCAGCCGCAAGGUCGGCCUGGACGGGAAGUGGGUGGAGGACAAGGAGGAGGUCGGCGAGCGCACGAGGGAGGCCGUCCUCGAGGCCAUGAAGAGGGGCGGCUACAGGGAUAACUUGUUUGGGGAACUGGCGGGCGAGAGCGGGAGUGGGAGCGGGAGUGGGAGCGGGAGUGGGAGCGGAAGCGGCUCCUCUGCGGAUGAAGACGGAGAUGAAGCCAUGGAUGAUGAGAUGGACCAGGACGAGAGCGGGGGUUCCAAGGUGACUACGCCUCCUUCGGAGCCGGAACCAGUGGUAGACGCCAAAGGAAAGGGGAAGGAGAAGGAAGUCGUGAAUGGAAACGGCAACGGCAACGGCAACGGCAACGGCAACGGCAAAAGCCACGGAACGGCUACCGCCAGGAGGUUUAUCGGCUUUGACGAAGACGAUGAGUUCAUGAGCUCGGAUGAUGAGAGCGAGAGCGAAGAAGCAAAGAAAUAGUUUGGCAUGUAGGAGAUGGGACUAAACUGUAAUGUUACUUGGCGAUCUUUGGCUUUCUGUGUGAUGGGAGGCAUCCAUGGGUCGGCGCGGGGGAUGGCGUUCGAUGGUCACGAACAACACUAAUUGAUAUGACGAUAUCAGGCACUCUCGGUAUGCUAUUUGAAA
Thermothelomyces thermophilus ATCC 42464 is the source of this 1520-nucleotide messenger RNA. RefSeq lists its product as uncharacterized. The transcript has a single exon. The record is from RefSeq and is a predicted model, not a curated record. Gene Ontology annotation, cellular component: nucleus. Lineage: Eukaryota; Fungi; Ascomycota; Sordariomycetes; Sordariales; Chaetomiaceae. Bases 282 to 1355 code for a protein of 357 amino acids.